This is a messenger RNA of Pelodiscus sinensis (Chinese soft-shelled turtle), 567 nucleotides long. Lineage: Eukaryota; Metazoa; Chordata; Testudines; Trionychidae. The record is from RefSeq and is a predicted model, not a curated record.
AUGGGCCUGGUCACCAACUUCCACUGCUGCCUCUUCCUCGCCUGCUUCGUGCUGGUGCUGACCCAAAGCUCCAUCUUCAGCCUGCUGGCCGUGGCCAUGGACCGCUACCUGCCCCUCCGCCUCCCGCUCAGAUACAAGGGCGUGGUCACAGGGAAGCGGGCGAGAUGGCUCAUCGCCGUGCUCUGGGUCCUGUCCUUUGGGAUCGGCCUCACCCCGCUGAUGGGCUGGAACAUGGCCAGCAUCAAAUGCACCAAUUCCACCACGGGGACGAGCCAGCCGAGCUGCCCGAUCACGUGCCUCUUCGAGAACGUGGUCACCAUGAGCUACAUGGUCUACUUCAACUUCUUCGGCUGCGUGCUCCUCCCCCUGGCCAUCAUGCUGGGCAUCUACGUCAAGAUCUUCACAGUGGCCUGCAAGCAGCUGCGGAAGAUGGAGCUGAUGGGGAAGUCCCGGACCACCCUCCAGAGGGAGGUCAACGCGGCCAAGUCUCUGGCCAUCAUCGCCGCCGGCAGCUCGCAGUACCCGCAAGCCCGGCCAACCGCUGCAGUCGCCAAGGCCGUGCGCUAG